AUGGACCACCCAAAGAUGUCCUUCCGGCCCUCAUUCAUUGAGCGGACCAUUAUCUCGAUAUUCCACCUCAUCAACAAUUUCGUGUCGUGGUUCAAGUUGCCCGCCAUCUUGGGGGCGCUGAAUCUCGCCGCCAUGCGCAUUGAGCUGCGAGGUUAUAAUCUCCACGAUGGCUACGCGUCCGCUUCUGCUCAGGGAAAUUCUCAAGAAGAGCCCAUGGAUGACGAACGCUAUCUGAAUGCACGUCACUCGGAUGGGAAGUUUAACUCGCUCGAACUUCCCCUCAUGGGCUGUGCUGGAAUGCGCUUCGGUCGAAACUUCCCAAGAAAGUAUUGCCAGAAACCGACAGAAGAUCGACUCUGGACACCAAAUCCAAGAGUCGUCAGCGAGCGCUUCAUGGCACGCAAACCGGAUGGCUUCAUCCCGGCCACAACGCUCAAUCUGCUUGCUGCUGCUUGGAUCCAGUUCCAGACACACGAUUGGUUCAAUCAUGAGCUGAGUGACGAGUCCUUUAAUAUCCCGCUGCCUGUUGGCGACCGAUGGUCGGACGGCCGUAUGGAGCUUCCUCAGACGAAGCCUGACGCCACUCUUGACCCUUUCGACCUCAAAUGCCCAGGGUACAAGAACUUGAACACCUCCUGGUGGGAUGGCUCACAGAUCUAUGGGUCAAGUGAGGAGGCGACUUCAAAGUUGAGAACCCGAAACCCUGAUGGAAAGCUGAUGUUUACUGAGAGCGGUAUAGAAGCCUUCCUACCCCAAGACAAAGAUGGUAAUCCCCUCACUGGCUUUAACAAUAAUUGGUGGAUAGGCAUGGAGAUACUGCAUACCCUGUUUGCUCUUGAGCAUAACUCCCUUUGCGAUAUGUUUCGAAAAGCAUACCCCAACUGGACUGGCGACCAGAUCUUUGACAAAGCUAGGCUGGUCAACUGCGCGCUAAUGGCAAAGAUCCACACAGUGGAAUGGACUCCUGCUAUUCUCGCACACCCUGCUCUUCAGAUUGGUAUGAAUGCCAACUGGUGGGGCCUUGCUGGUGAGACCCUUACAAAGCUGGCUGGGAGAAUAUCGAAGAGGAGCGAGAUCAUUUCUGGCAUUCCCGGUUCAGGGGUUGACCAUGACGGCAUUCCCUACAGCCUCACAGAGGAAUUUGUAUCCGUUUAUAGGAUGCACUCCCUCAUUCCCGAAAAUAUCGCCUUCUUUAACGCGAAAGAUGGGAAGCACCAAACCACAAUCCCUAUAGUAGAUAUGACAUUUAAGAAUGCGCAGAAGCCUUUUUCUAAAGGCCUCUCGUUCGCCGACAUGUUCUACUCCUUUGGCAUCAACUAUCCUGGAGCCAUUACCAACAAUAACUACCCAAAUUUCUUACGCGACUUGACUUCCCCGGAUGGCCUCCACCGGGACAUGGGUACUGUUGACAUCUUACGCGACCGUGAGCGCGGCGUCCCGCGGUACUGUGACUUUCGACGUAUGCUGCGUAUGCAUGUCCCGACUACAUUUGAGGAGCUGACUGGCGGCAACAAGGCGCUCGCCACAGAGCUCUCCGAGGUGUACAACGGAGACAUUGAGGCCAUCGACACACUGGUCGGCUCGCACAGUGAGCCUGUGAUCCCCGGCUUCGGCUUCAGUGAGACCGCGUUCCGCAUCUUCAUUGUCAUGGCAUCGCGGCGGCUCAAGAGCGACCGCUUUAUUGCUGGGCAGUGGAAUGCCAAGACAUAUACGAAAGAGGGUUUCCAUUGGGUGCAGCAUACGACGAUGAAGGAUGUGCUGAUCAGGCAUUUUCCUGAGCUAAAGGAGGCGCUAAAAAAGAGUAAGAAUGUGUUUGCGCCUUGGGUUCAGUUGGGCGAGUCGAAGAAGUAUCAAGGGUUUGAGACGACUGUUUCGGAAGUCGCCUGA
Molecule: messenger RNA, 1887 nt
Organism: Fusarium oxysporum Fo47
Lineage: Eukaryota; Fungi; Ascomycota; Sordariomycetes; Hypocreales; Nectriaceae
Product: feebly protein
Exons: 4
Coding region: 1-1887 (628 amino acids)
Biological process (GO): response to oxidative stress
Molecular function (GO): heme binding; oxidoreductase activity, acting on single donors with incorporation of molecular oxygen, incorporation of two atoms of oxygen; peroxidase activity
Source: RefSeq, a predicted model, not a curated record